GUCGCACAUCAAAAUGGUUAUCUUCGGACCCGGCACUGAUUACGCUGCUUGCACUGCUGGCUGAGCCUGACCUGGAGUCGAAAAUGAACUGGGGAACCUUUUAUGCCGUGAUCAGCGGCGUAAACAGGCACUCGACCGGCAUCGGACGCAUUUGGCUGUCGGUUAUCUUCAUCUUCCGUAUCCUGGUCCUGGUGGUCGCUGCGGAGAGUGUUUGGGGCGAUGAGAAGUCGGGCUUCACUUGCAACACCCAGCAGCCCGGCUGCAACAGCGUGUGUUACGACCAGUUCUUCCCCAUCUCGCACAUUCGCCUGUGGGCUCUCCAGCUCAUCCUGGUUUCCACUCCUGCGCUGCUGGUGGCCAUGCAUGUGGCCCACAUACGCCACAUCAACAAGAAGAUACUGAAGAAGGCGGGCCGCUGCAGCCCCAAGGAGCUGGAGCACGUCAAGAGCCAGAAGUUUGAAAUCACCGGAGCUUUGUGGUGGACGUACAUGAUCAGUAUUAUCUUCAGGAUCAUCUUCGAGGGGGCUUUUCUCUACAUCUUCUACCUGCUCUACCCUGGCUUCAAGAUGGUGCGUUUAGUGAAGUGUGACUCGUACCCUUGCCCCAACACGGUGGACUGUUUUGUCUCCAGGCCGACAGAAAAGACAAUAUUCACCGUGUUCAUGCUGGCAGUGUCUGGGGUGUGCGUGCUGCUUAAUCUGGCCGAGGUGGUGUACCUCGUGAGCAAGGCCUGCAAAAGGUGCUUUUGCAGCUCUGAGGAUGAGUCCAAAACCGCUUGGAUCAGUCCAACAUUGUCGUUUAACAGGCAAAAUGAAAUCAAUCAGCUGAUAGCAGACCACUCUAUCAAGUCUAAGUUCACUGUGACCAAAAAGAGCCCGAGUGAGAAGGGUGAGCGGUGCUCUGCCUUCUGA
This is a messenger RNA of Limanda limanda (common dab), 911 nucleotides long. RefSeq names its product gap junction beta-1 protein-like. The record is from RefSeq and is a predicted model, not a curated record. Bases 84 to 911 code for a protein of 275 amino acids. Gene Ontology annotation, cellular component: connexin complex. NCBI's taxonomy places the organism in Eukaryota, Metazoa, Chordata, Actinopteri, Pleuronectiformes, Pleuronectidae. Gene Ontology annotation, biological process: cell communication. The transcript is spliced from 2 exons.